Gekko japonicus is the source of this 1255-nucleotide messenger RNA. RefSeq names its product class II histocompatibility antigen, M alpha chain. NCBI's taxonomy places the organism in Eukaryota, Metazoa, Chordata, Lepidosauria, Squamata, Gekkonidae. Gene Ontology annotation, molecular function: MHC class II protein complex binding. Gene Ontology annotation, cellular component: MHC class II protein complex; membrane. The record is from RefSeq and is a predicted model, not a curated record. Bases 10 to 777 code for a protein of 255 amino acids. Gene Ontology annotation, biological process: immune response; positive regulation of T cell activation; peptide antigen assembly with MHC class II protein complex. The transcript has 5 exons.
CAGGCAAGAAUGGGGAGCAAGCGGUGCAACUGGGGUCUGGGGGUCUGGGCUUGGCUCUGGGGGGCAGCCGCCGCCGCAGCCAGUCUUCAAGAGGAGCCCAUCCACUGGUUCUCGCAGGUCUUCUUCUGCCAGAGAGACUCCCCGUUCUUCGGCUUGGCCCAGGGUCUGGAUGACGACCAGCUCUUCUGGUUCGACUUCCCCAAUUCCAGCUGGCACGCGCGCCUGCCCGACUUCGACCCCGAGGUGCCCAGCCGGGUGCCCACGGCCAACGUCAGCGCCCAGCGGGAGCUCUGCAGGGAUCUUCUGACGCUCCUCUCCAACAUCUCCAACAACCCUGAGGUGCAGUUGCCUGAAUCCAAAGGUAUCCCGCAGGUCGAGGUCUUCACUCGCUACCCUCUCGAGCUGGGGAAGCCCAACACCCUGAUCUGCUCCGUGAGCAACCUCUUCCCGCCAUCCGCCACCAUCGCCUGGGCGUGGAACGGGGAGCCGGUGACCCAGGGGGUGUCCACCACUCAGGUCUACCCCGUAGGAGGGCUGGACUUUGAGCUCUUCUCCUACUUGGAGGUGACCCCGUGGGAGGGAGACGUGUACAGCUGCAGCAUCCAGACCCCAGGAGACUUCUACAACGGCCUGGCCUACUGGGUCCCCAGAGAUCCCGUUCCCUCGGACUUCCUGGAGACCCUUGUUUGCGGUGUGGCCAUCGCAGUGGGGAUUUUGCUGGUUAUCUUGGGAAUCCUCCUAAUUGUCAAGUCCCGCAUGCCCAGGAAUGCAGAGUGAACGGCCAGGUCGUCCGGCUGAAGACCAGCGAGACGGCGGCACCUGUUUCUCCUGCCCCUUGGCUCCACGGAGCUCCACCCGGCGGUGCCCUUCCCGUCCGAUGCCCUCUGGAACUCUGGACCCGGGCUAUAACAGGAACGCCACGCCAGCCAGGCUUUGCCCCUUUGGGGCACGACUGCUUCAUCCGCAGCCAGCGGUUCCCCCUCACAGCGCCCUUACUGGAGGGGCCGUGGCCAUGCUCGGAGGGGUGUUUGUGUGUGGCCUCAGGCUUCUCAGCACAGAGAAGAGAAACGCCCCCUCUCCCCCCAGCCUCCUCUUCUCCCCCCCCCCAGCUCGAAGCCUGUCGGUGGCUCUCUCAGUGCCUGGCACAGCAGUGCCCCUGCCAAAGCGGGCAGCUCUCCUCUUGGUUCCGCCCCCAGUCCUCCAAACCAGAGAGCCAGUUUGGUGUCGUUGUUAAGUGCGCGGACUCUAAUCUGGG